Pristis pectinata (smalltooth sawfish) is the source of this 2184-nucleotide messenger RNA. RefSeq names its product serpin peptidase inhibitor, clade F (alpha-2 antiplasmin, pigment epithelium derived factor), member 2b (gene serpinf2b). Bases 115 to 1668 code for a protein of 517 amino acids. Gene Ontology annotation, molecular function: serine-type endopeptidase inhibitor activity. The transcript is spliced from 8 exons. Gene Ontology annotation, biological process: negative regulation of endopeptidase activity. The record is from RefSeq and is a predicted model, not a curated record. Lineage: Eukaryota; Metazoa; Chordata; Chondrichthyes; Rhinopristiformes; Pristidae.
GGUGAUAAGUUGGGACUGGGCAGUUACUGAUUGUUGGCUCGCCACCGAGAACUCUGCUGACCUCAGCUUUGGGGCACUUUCUGCCGUCCUCACUUGCUGCUGGGACUCGCGGACAUGGCACAGGCUGUGGGACGGAGAGUUCCACCUGGUGUCAGCAUGAAGAUUUGGGCCUUGGUCGCUGUUGUCCUGUGUUCCCUCAGACCAGCAUUCACUGAUGUCAAGAAUACCACAACAGUGAUUCAACCCAGUGAGAUCUCAAUUCUCCCCCCUGUCCAGAUCACAGCCCGGGGUCUGGAGGUCCAGCCAGGGGGAACCCAGGGGCCAGACACUGACCCGACGGGUGCCCACCCACCUGGUACCCACCAGCCAGAUGUCCACUCAUCCGGUGCCAACCCAUCAGCCGCAUUAGGUUCCAAAGAGACAUUGGCAGAACCCAUGAAGAUAGCGGCGGAGCCGCUCCUUCAGAGCGGAGGCGAGGAGCAGCCGGCGGAAGGAUGCGCGGGGGCCAGAUCCCUGGCCAUGGCGCAGCUCUUGGGGAAGGCCAUCAGUGACUUCGGCAUGGAGAUGUUCAAGAAGGUUUUGAAGGAAACCAAGAAGCCGAAUGUGAUCAUCUCCCCUCUGAGCAUCGUGCUGGGACUGGCUCAGCUCGCUCUGGGUUCUGCCAACAAGACGGAGAGGGAACUGGUGAAAGCUCUCCACUUCGACCCGCUCAACUGCUCACACCACACACUGCACACCGCCGUCAACACCUUCAACCAGAGAGUGCUCAGCAUCGCGUCCACCAUCUACGUCCGUGAGGGGUUCCACCUGAAGUCGGGCUUCCUGACGGAUUCGGAGAGGUUUUACAAGUCCCGCCCGCAGCCCCUGAGCGGAGUGGCCGCUGUCGACGCCAACAAGAUCAACGCUUGGGUGGAGCAGAUGACGGGCGGCAAAAUCAAAACCUUCCUGACUGAGGUUCCGGGAAACCUCGAACUGAUGUUGGUCAACGCCAUUAACUUUAAAGGGCUGUGGAAGGUUCAGUUCGACCCACUGGCGACGGGACCCGAGCCCUUCUUCCUGGAGGACGGGCAUAUGGAGCGAGUGCCCACCAUGAAGCACCCCAAGUAUCCCGUCAGCAGCAUGUACAGCGACGAGCUUCAGAGCGAGGUUAUCAGGAUGGCUUUCAAACACAACAUCAGCUUCAUUGUGGUGAAGCCCGUGAUGAACAGCGGGCUUAACACCAUCGUCAAGAACGUCAACAUCUCCGACAUCGUGGGACACUUCAAGCCGCGCCCGAUGUUGGUCAGGCUUCCCAAACUCAACAUCGACUUCAACACCGACCUGAAGGGGACUUUGCAGAAACUUGGUCUCGGCGACAUCUUCAGGAACCCAGACCUGAGCAGGAUCUCCGACAGGCCACUGGUGGUGUCUUCUGUCCAACACAAGGCCACCAUGGAGCUGAGGGAGGAGGGGGUGGAGGCUGCCGCCAGCACCGCUAUCGCCAUCAACCGCUCCCUCCUGCAGUGUAACAUCAACCGGCCUUUCUUCUUCCUCAUCCGCGAUGACAUCUCCGGCAUCCCGCUCUUCCUCGGCACCAUCAAGGACCCCCAACCCGAGAUGCAGAAGGAACCGGACUUGUACCUGGAGGGACAGUACCUGGACGUGAAGGAACUGCCCGUCCCCAAGUGAGAAGUGGGCUUGGCCGGACCGCGGCAGUCGGCUUGGACACCCCACCCCAGCGGCGCCUUCUGUCUUGUUUCACAAAUUAACGAACAGUAAUUCGCACUCUGUUCCCAUCUCCGCCCACUGCAGUCGUUCAGCUGCAGGACAGGGGGUUGAAGAUCACCGGGUGUCACAGCUGAACCAUCAGGGGAUUGAGCUGCGACCGGCCCAGGAACCAGGCGGACACCUCCCUCUGGUGGGACGGGCAGGGGCACAGAGCGCGACCACUGACCAAUCACGGGCGCUGACCAGCACCUACCGGAUCAGGCAGCGAGCAAAGCCGCCCCAAGCUGCACCUGCCCAAGGUCUCCCAAAGAGAAUCCUGUAGCUGCUGAGUCACCAAGUGAUCACCUGUACUUCCUGUGACACCGACCAAGAUUGCCUGUAUUUUCUGUUACUGAGCAAGACCGCCUGUACUUACUGCGAUGCUGAUCAAAGUUACCUGUAUUUCCAAUGUUAAUGAGUAAAGUUGCCUGUAUUUCA